Molecule: messenger RNA, 5436 nt
Organism: Carlito syrichta (Philippine tarsier)
Lineage: Eukaryota; Metazoa; Chordata; Mammalia; Primates; Tarsiidae
Gene: WDR90
Product: WD repeat domain 90
Cellular component (GO): centriole
Molecular function (GO): protein binding
Source: RefSeq, a predicted model, not a curated record
AUGAGUGUCGCGGGGGAGGCUCUGGGAACUCAGUCCCACUGGGAAGCCCCCCACGCCCGGGACGCGCGGAGGCCUGGCUUCCUCAACAUCUUUAGACACUUCAGGGUGGACGAUUGUAAGCGGUCCACUAAGGGGGGAGACGUGUCCACGGUGACAGACACGACCUUGUAGGGCACCGUUUAUAGCAUCCGGGGCUCCAUCUCGGCCGCCAAUUACAUUCAGCUCCCCAACACCAGCUCCCAGUCUGGGCUGACUGGGCGAUACCUGUAUGUGCUCUUCCAGCCCCUGCCCAGCAAGCACUUCAUCGUCCCCUUGGAUGUGUCCUCUGAGGACGGCCAGGUUAUCCACGUGUCUUUCUUCAAUCUUUUCAAGGAGUUUAAGCCCACAGCCACGUGGCUUCAGUUUCCUUUCAUCUUUGAGGUCAGGGGGUGCAGGAGAGACCUGGUGGGCAUGGCUCCCUGUGACACUCGUUGAACCUGCCUGCAGCUGGACCUGCAUGAUAUCCUCCUGGUCUACCUGAACCAGCAUUACACUCACCUCAAGAGCAUCAGGCUGUAUGCCAGCCUGCUAGUCAGGAACCUGUACACCAGUGACCUGUGUUUUGACUCUGCUGUUACUGUCCCUGGGGCUCAGCGGACAAAGCUGCUUGUCACUCCUGUGCUUCGGGAAAUGGCAUUCCUGGUGCCGAAGGGGGAGAACUGGCAUGACCACUACCUCCAUAUCCAGUUCCCAAGUGACAACCUGAGAGGACCUCCAGAGCCGAUCCAGAUGUGCUGCUCCCCUCCUGAGGCAGUCCUCCUGGGGCCUGUACCACAGCUGCCCCCUUGCCUGGUGGCCUUCAGCAAAUCCCUGCAGGAUGGCGUGUUCCUCACGGCCCAGAUACCUAGUCCCGCAGUUGACUUCUUCCCAGACCCGAUCCUGAGGCUCAAGGCGGUCAUUGACUUCGGUGGCCACAGCAGCAAAUGGGCCCUGUGGGCCAAGGACGGAUUGGCUGUCUACCCCUGCCAUGUGGUCAUCAUAGUCUGGCACGUCUGCACUGGGGAGCAGCGCUUCUUCCUCGGCCACAUGGACAAGGUGGGUGUCUCUGCACUGGACGGGGGCAGCUCGCUGUCCCCACACUGUCUGCUGCUUCAGGUAGACACGGAGUGCCUCCAGGAGGAGGGGAGAGGACAGCCCAGGAGAUGCUGACCCCUCUUCCAUGUCCGCAGCUUUUCCGACAGUGGGGCCCUCCUCUGUGGGGUCGGCAAGGACUGCCACAGGAGAACGAUGGUGGUGGCUUGGGGCACAGGCCAGGUGGGCCUCAGGGGCGAGGUGGUCGUCCUGGCGAAGGUGCACACAGACCUCAACAUCCAGGCCUCCCGCUUCACUUCUUCCGAUGAAACCAGGAUGGCGUCAUGCGAACGGGGCAGUGUGCGGUUGUGGCGACUGGCUGGCAGGGUGCUGCAUUCCUGCCCUCUGGACCUGGGGGAGUACCACGCGUUGCACUUCCCCGACCUCGCCUUCAAGUGGGCCCCAGACGGGUGCUGGGAGACCGUGACCUGCACGCUCUGUGUGUGUAACCGCAGUGGUCACAUCCUGGAGGUCAACCCCCACCGCAUGGCUGUGAAGGCUACCAGCUGCCUGUUGCCCACACAAACUCCAGGUGACUCCCACCUAAAGAAGCAGGCCUUCAGCUCAGGCCCCUGCGUUGCCAUCAGCAGCCUUAGCAUCUCCUCGGCUAUGUGUGCUAUGGGCUCUGAAGAUAGCUACCUCUGUCUCUGGCGCCUGGAUUUCUCCUCCGUGCUCCUGGAGGCAGGUCACGAGGGCCCCGUCAGUUUAGUCUGUGUCGAUUCCAACGGCUUCCAUGUGCUGCCCGCCACCUCGGGCCACCGGGGCUUCCUGGACAUCCCCUCCCGGGAGUACCAUGUGCAUACUCACACCCACACAGCCCCGGUGGGCAUGCUGGCGCUUUCCAUCGAGCCAAGCAGGAGACAGCUGGCUACCGUAUCUUGGGACCACACCAUCCGCGUCUGGAACAUGGCCACCCUGAAGCAGCUGUAUGACUUCAUGUCACCUGCUGAGGCCCCAUGUGCCGUUGCCUUCCACCCUAUGUGGCCGACCUUCUGUGGUUUCAGCAGUGGAACUGUGUGUGCUUUCAGCCUGGAGGCCACUGAGUCCCUGAUGGAACACAAGUGUCACCGAGGAGCCAUCACUGGCCUGGUUGUCACUCCUGAUGGCCACCUCCUGUUUAGCUCCUGCUCCCGGGGCACCAUGGCCCAGUAUGACUGUGCUGUCCCCCAGUGCAGCGUCCUCCAUGUGGCAGUGAAUGUAGCCUGCCAGGAUGCCUCCCCAGGCCCCUGCACACUUUCAGUCAGCAGGGACAGCCACCUGCUGGCCUUUGUGGGCCCCUCCAAGUACACGAGGACUGUCAUGGCCUCAGCCUCUCUGGAUGAGCUGCUACAGGUCGAUGGCAGCAUCCCGGACCUGACUGCAGGCCUCCGGGACUCAGCAGUGGCUGUGAGCUUCAGCCCUGUGGCCCUGGGCCACCUGCUGGUGUCUACCUCGUCUGGCAGAGUUGUGGUGCUGGAAGCCAAGUUGGGCUGCACCAUCCAGGAGGUGAGCCCUGGGACUCCGGCCAGCACCCACCCCAUGGCCUGCCCCUCCCUGGCUCUCCGCAAGGAUGCCUGCCUCUUGCUGACUAUUGCCGGCCAGGCUGUCAAAGUGUGGGACUACUCAACUCAGGCCAGCCCAGGCUCCCGGUGUGUGUCAUGGGCAGGCAGCUGGGAGAUCCUGGAUGCCCAGGUGGAGAUGGGACAGCAGCCUGUGCAGGCUGUGGCCUUCACCCCUGACCAGCAGCAGGUUCUCAGUGUGGGGGACGCCAUCUUUCUCUGGGAUAUCCUGGCUGCUCCUGAGAGUGACCGAAGCUUGCCUGGGUCUCCGCAAGCCUGCAAGACCAGCCUCAGCACAGGACAGCGGGAGGACGUGGUGUCUGGGGACAAUGGGCUCCCCCGGCAGAAGGUUCUGGAGCCAUCCGAGGCAUCCCUGCCACGGAUGGGCAUCCGUGCUGGGCCUCCUGGAGGUGGAGAUGGCACAUUCUCCAAGUUGGAUGAGGAGGGGCCCUGUGAGGAGAGUCGUGGCCUUGAGGGGCUUCGCCAGGCCCCAGGCCCACCCUUGCUGAUGAAGAAGGAGGCCGGCGAGGCUGGAGACAGGACCUGGGAGGCUGCAGUGGGCUUGCACCUCCCCAUCCCUGUGGCCAGCCCAGUGAGCAGUGGAGGGCAGCGCAGGGAUCCCUGGGGACCAAAUUCUAGGUACCUGGAGUACCAGGAAAAGGGGGGCCCAGCCCCUCACCUGCCUGAACUCCUGCAGGCACUUCCUGGCUUGCUGCGAGUCGCUGCCCUUGAGUGCCCCGAGGCCUGUCCCUUGGACAUCGAGCUUGGUGGCUCCCAUGCCUCCUACCCUGGCUUCCCCAUCGAGGCCCCUGGGGCCUCUUUCCCUCCCUCCAGUGGCAAGUGACUGCGUCUGAAGGCUGUCAUAGGGUACAGUGGGGCUGGGCAGGCCAACAUGGUCUGGAGACCGGACACAGGCUUCUUUGCCUACACAUGUAGCCGCUUGGUGGUGGUAGAGGACCUGCACUCUGGCACCCAGCAGCACUGGCUUGGCCAUCCUGAGAUCUCCACUCUGGCCCUCAGCCACAGUGCCCAGGUUCUGGUCUCUGCCUCAGGCUGCAGCAGCAUGGCUGCCCACUGCCAGAUCCAUGUCUGGGAUGUACCUGGGGUCCUCUGCCGGCAUCUCAUGUCUCACCACGACACUGCUGUGCAGGUCCUGGCCUUCUCACUGGACGAUGGGCUCCUCACCAUGCUGGUUCUGUGACAGGGGGACCAUGAUGACCACACCCUCGCCCUGUGAAGCAUGGCCACCUAUGACGUCGUGUCCUCCACCCACCUCUCGGAGCCAGUGCAUGGCAUGGCCUUCAGCCCCUGGAAUGCUGGCGAGCUCACCUGUGUGGGCCAGGGGGCCAUCACCUUCUGGCUUCUGCGGCAGCGCAGUGCAGACCUCAGCCUUCAGGUGCUGGGCCACUGGGUUGCGCGCUUGGGUCCAGACCCUAGAGUAGUGGGGGCCAGCAAGCUGACCUCGCUCUGCUAUGGUACACCACCACUGCUCUACUGCGACUCCAGCUCUGGCCAGGUCUGCAUGUGGAACGCACAUGCUGGCUGCUGCUUCCUGACCUGGGAAGCAGACAACUGCGAGCUUGGAGUGCUGCUGUGCUCAGGCUUGCAGGUGGUCAGCGGCAGCAACAUGGGGCGGCUGCACCUGUGGACUGUGAAGGCCAUGCUGGAGCUGAGGUAUGAGGGCGCCAGUGCCAGCUCUGUGUUCAUGGAGCACAAGCUGACCCUGGAUGGGGCCGUUGUGAGCUCCAGCUUCAGUGACAGUGUGGACAUGGGUGUUGUGGGCACUGCAGUGGGCAUGCGGUACGUCAGCUGGGCUGAGGGCAGUAGCACCCAACUCAUCAGCAGCCACAGGAGCAAGGUGAACGAGGUGGUCUUUAGCCUUAGUGAGUCACACGGUGCCAUGUGUGGUGAGGAUGGCAGCAUGGAGCUGGUGAUCCAGUUCCAGGUGCUGAACCAGAGCUGCCUUUGCUUGGCAUGGAGCCCCCCAUCCAGAGGAUGCCAGGAGCAGCAGCGGGUGGUGGCAGGCUACGGCAACGGCUCGCUGCGCCUGUUCAGCGUGUUCCACACUGCCCUGAAGCUCAAGGUGUGCCCCCACAUGGCGGCACUGAUGGCCAUCGCCUUCUCCACCAAUGAUGAGGAGCCGGGGCAGAUUGUCCUCUCAGGAGACGAGGACGGGCUCGUGGCUGUGAGCCACCCCUGCACGGGGAUGACCUUCCGUGUGCUGAAUGACUACCGUGGUGCCCCCAUCUCUACCACCCAGAACAUGAGCAAAGAGGUGAAAGACUUAGGUGUGGAGGGCACAGACCUGUGGCUGGUGGCCAGUGGGGACCAGUGGGUUAGUAUCUGGGCCUCCAACUGGCUGCGGGACCACUGUGAGCUCGUGGACUGGUUGAGCUUCCCUACACCUGCCCCCAAGGAGACUUGGGGCCUCCCGCCCUCCUCCCUUGCUGCCUUCUGCCCCUGGGAUGGGGUACUGGUGGUUUACCAGGGUGCUGGAGUACAUCAGGAGGUGACCGUCUACAGCCUCUGCCAGAAACAGAUGGUGGAGAAGAUAUCGCUGCCUUUCUCUGCCAUAUCCCUGAGCCUGUCCCCGGGAGCUCUCAUGGCCAUUGGCUUCGCUGAAUGCUUGCUGAGGUGUGACUGCACAGCGGGGACUGCCCAGGACUUGGCUGGCCACGACAACACGGUGCACCUGUGCAGGUUCACCCCCUCUGCCCGGCUGCUCUUCACAGCAGCUCAUGAUGAGAUCCUGAUGUGGGAGGUCAUGGACCUCUGAACUGCUGCGGGG